AUGUCCUUAUAGUUCUGCAUUCAGAAAACUACUACAGAGAAAAACUUCAACUUGAAUAUGAAGAACAAAUAUUCACUAGUAGCUUGCAUGAUACUCUUAAGCUUCUUCCUUGGUUGUCAAGGAAGCAGCCUUAGCAAGAAUUUUUACCAGGAUUCCUGUCCUCAAGCCGCCGACAUAAUUAAGAGCAAAACCCUACAACAUGUCGCUGCUAAUCCCGUCUUACCUGCUAAGUUGAUCAGAUUGCAUUUUCAUGACUGUUUCGUCAGGGGUUGCGAUGGCUCGGUUUUGUUGAACUCCACUGCCAAUAACACUGCAGAGAAGGAUGCAGUUCCGAAUUUAACUUUGUCUGGCUUUAAUGUCAUUGAUGACAUAAAAGACGCGAUUGAGGCAAAAUGUCCCAAAACUGUGUCUUGUGCUGACAUAUUGGCAUUGGCUGCUAGGGAUGCUGUUUCUGCACAAUUUAACAAACCUAUGUGGGAAGUACUCACUGGUAGAAGAGAUGGUACAGUAUCGAACCGUACCGAAGCCUUGGAGAAUAUCCCGAGGCCUAGCUUUAAUUUCACCCAACUCAAACAAAGCUUUGCAAGUAAAGGUCUCACCCUGCAUGACCUUGUUGUGUUAUCAGGAGCACACACAAUUGGAAUAGGCCACUGCAAUUCCUUCAGUACCAGGCUUUAUAAUUUCACGGGAAAUGGCGGUCAAGACCCUUCUUUGAAUUCGACAUAUGCUGAAUUCUUGAAGACUAAAUGUAAGAAUCUGACUGACAACACUACGAGGGUGGAGAUGGAUCCUGGAAGCUCUAGGACUUUCGACAGUGACUACUAUCCUAUCCUUCUUCAGAAAAAGGGUCUGUUUCAAUCAGAUGCUGCUCUUAUAACACAAGAUCAGUCAAAAGGUAUUGUUGAAGAGUUGGUUGACCAAAACAAGUUCUUCACGGAGUUUGCACAGUCGAUGAAAAGGAUGGGAGACAUUGGUAUCCUCGCAGGCUCUGCUGGGGAAAUUCGGAUCAAGUGUUCCGUUGUCAAUUGAUAAAUAAGUAUAAAAGUUGAGUCUAGUAAAAGGGGAUAUAGUACUAAGUCAUGAAAGAAAGAAUAUCUCGUCAAUAAGAAUGAGAGAAUAUAUGCAUAAUGCAUGCAUGGUUUCAAAUUAUUGUGUAUUGCCUACUAUAUUUCAAUUAUGAAAAAUAAAUUAUCCAAACUUCAUUGGAGUUUAAUAACUUAG
Molecule: messenger RNA, 1221 nt
Organism: Vicia villosa (hairy vetch)
Lineage: Eukaryota; Viridiplantae; Streptophyta; Magnoliopsida; Fabales; Fabaceae
Product: peroxidase 3-like
Exons: 4
Coding region: 58-1029 (323 amino acids)
Biological process (GO): hydrogen peroxide catabolic process; response to oxidative stress
Cellular component (GO): plant-type cell wall; plasmodesma
Molecular function (GO): heme binding; peroxidase activity
Source: RefSeq, a predicted model, not a curated record